Hipposideros armiger (great roundleaf bat) is the source of this 1270-nucleotide messenger RNA. It is a transcript of the gene OSGEP, whose product is annotated as O-sialoglycoprotein endopeptidase. The record is from RefSeq and is a predicted model, not a curated record. Gene Ontology annotation, cellular component: cytoplasm; EKC/KEOPS complex. The transcript has 11 exons. Lineage: Eukaryota; Metazoa; Chordata; Mammalia; Chiroptera; Hipposideridae. Bases 116 to 1123 code for a protein of 335 amino acids. Gene Ontology annotation, biological process: tRNA threonylcarbamoyladenosine modification.
UGCGGGGGCUUCUUCCUCUGCGCGCGGGAAUCUGCGGCUCGGCAAGGGCUGGUGAGGGUUCCACCGCUGCAGUGGUAGCUAGGAACCCUGCCGGCGUUUACUCCCAGGCUCGGCCAUGCCGGCGGUGCUAGGUUUUGAAGGCAGCGCCAACAAGAUUGGCGUGGGAGUGGUGCGGGAUGGCACGGUGUUGGCGAACCCGCGGCGGACUUACGUCACGCCUCCCGGCACAGGAUUUCUUCCAGGUGAUACUGCCAGGCACCACCGAGCUGUUAUCCUAGACCUGUUGCAGGAGGCACUAACAGAGGCUGGAUUAACGCCCCAGGAUAUUGACUGCAUUGCCUACACCAAAGGGCCUGGCAUGGGUGCCCCACUGGUUUCUGUGGCUGUUGUGGCCCGUACUGUGGCCCAAUUGUGGAAUAAGCCAUUGGUGGGUGUGAACCACUGUAUAGGCCACAUUGAGAUGGGCCGCCUCAUCACUGGAGCCACCAACCCAACUGUGCUUUAUGUCAGCGGAGGAAAUACACAGGUGAUUGCAUAUUCAGAACAUCGUUACCGCAUCUUUGGGGAAACCAUCGAUAUUGCUGUGGGUAAUUGUCUGGAUCGUUUUGCUCGAGUGCUGAAGAUUUCCAAUGAUCCAAGUCCGGGCUACAACAUUGAACAGAUGGCAAAGCGAGGCAAGAAGCUAGUUGAGCUGCCAUACACUGUAAAGGGGAUGGACGUCUCAUUCUCGGGGAUCCUGUCUUUCAUUGAGGAUGUAGCCCAGAGGAUGCUGGUCACAGGCGAGUGUACCCCUGAGGAUCUAUGUUUCUCCCUGCAGGAAACUGUGUUCGCAAUGCUGGUAGAGAUCACGGAGCGGGCCAUGGCACAUUGUGGCUCCCAGGAGGCCCUCGUCGUGGGAGGUGUGGGGUGUAAUAUGAGGCUGCAGGAAAUGAUGGAGACAAUGUGCCAGGAACGUGGAGCCAGGCUUUUUGCCACAGAUGAGAGAUUCUGCAUUGACAAUGGAGCCAUGAUAGCCCAGGCUGGCUGGGAGAUGUUUCGGGCUGGACACAGGACCCCCCUCAGUGAUUCUGGGGUCACACAGAGGUAUCGGACAGAUGAAGUAGAAGUGACCUGGAGGGACUGACAAAGUUAACAGGAUCAGAGUAGAUAGUGCCCUAAGUGGAGCCCACAGUCUUUAUUCUAACAUGGGAGUCCUGGCAAGGCUACGGUCUCCCCUCCUGUCAUUUGAACCUCAAGAUAACUCAGCAAUAAAAUAUUUUUGGUUUUGUAA